UUACGAUUAGAAGUAUAAUUGAAUACACGUUUGCACCCAUUAAAAAUAAUGACACAAAUCUUAAUUUUAUUUCUGACCGUAUUUUUGUGAACAAAAUAGCUGCAUUCAUAAAUAAUUAUUUAGACCUGUCAACGGAUCCUUCGUCAGGAUGCAAAUGGUCAAAGAUGGAUCGUUUAUCAUGCAGACGACGGAUAGUGUGAAGAAUAAACGCAACAGGUUCCAAAUUGGUCAAGCUGUGUGUAAGAAAGCGGGUAUUUAUCCUACCGCAAGGAUUUUCUGCCAAAGUCAUGUUGAUACAGUUGAUGCAUCAAUAAAAUGCCUUUACAGAAGAGACGAUAAAGGGACAAUAAUCGGUUGUCGAUCAUUCAGCCAUCUUCUCAAUUGUGGCAACUUCACCUGCCCUAGAUAUUAUUUCAAAUGUCCAAACAGUUAUUGUGUGCCGUAUAUGUAUGUGUGUAAUGGAAUAUACGAUUGUGGUAAUGGAGCAGAUGAAGAACAUUGUGGUAAAGAAAACUGGAAUAUAAUAUAGUUUUAAACUUUCUUACAUGUAUCCUUGUUAAUCAUUAUCAUAUAUUCUGCUUCAUGAGCAUUUUAUGUAACUGUUUAUCGCAUAAAUUUAUUUGUUACAAAAAAGUGGACACGAUGUGAAAGCUUUUUUUUAAGUUAUAAGAUUGUUUUCAUUAAAUUCAAGUAGAAUGACUUUUGUACUUCUACGAAUUUUGAGAAAACGCUAAAGUUAUGUGUGGUCUCUAUAACUCACAUAAAUAUUUCUGAAACUUUAUUUAUGGAAAUUUGAGUUUUUUUCGCAAACGCAUUUGAGGUAGUUAACCCUAUCUGGCACUACACAGAACUGGAAAAAUUACAUCAGAACACAGUAACUUUUGAAUUCCUUAUGCAAAAUGUUAACAAAAUUUACCGUACGGUUUUGAAAGAAUCGACACUCACUCGAACGAC
Ruditapes philippinarum (Manila clam) is the source of this 954-nucleotide messenger RNA. RefSeq names its product low-density lipoprotein receptor-like. The coding region runs from base 149 to 529 and encodes 126 amino acids. The transcript has 3 exons. Lineage: Eukaryota; Metazoa; Mollusca; Bivalvia; Venerida; Veneridae. The record is from RefSeq and is a predicted model, not a curated record. Gene Ontology annotation, molecular function: protein binding.